AUUUGAAACCCGAGACGCGAAUGGUGAGGAGCUAGAUCGAGCCACUCUAGGUCUAGAGUCUUUAAUCUGUAAAACUCAAUAAUUAUCAGAUGACCUGUAGUAAAGUGACCUCUCUUCUAAGAAUCUGGUUCACAAAGCCAGUGGUACUUCUAAGAUAGGAUGUCAUCAAAAGCGGUUCUUCCACCAAGUCGCCUCAGACGAUCGUCUCCAGAGACUACUGUUCAUCUCCUGCAGAAGAAGUUGGAUGUGGCAGAAAAAGAGACAAUCGGCCUUGUCCAUAAGCUGUCAGGACUAGGUUUCAAUGGCUCGAGCAGGCUGAAGAAUGGAGGUGGAGAGCAGAGGGGUGAUUCCUCGCAGAUGAAUUCACCAGACCCUAUCCAGCCCUUUAUCCCGAGGUCGGCUGAAACGGAGGUACUUCACAAGAACUAUCAGACGCUUGUAUCAAGGUUGUGCCGCAACGAGAGUCAGAUUCAGACACUGAGACUCAACUUUUGUUCAGUGCAGACUGCCAGAGAUCUGGCCAAGAAAGAAGCGGGGACAUUGAAAGAACAGGUCGAUGUGCUGGCUGAGACUCAUCAUGCCGAAGUGGGCAGGUUGAACAAGGAGUUGGAAAGGACCAAGAAGGAGUGCAGAGACGCGGGCGUUGCCAGAAAAGCCUCAGAAGAUGAGGCCAGAAGACUUCAGGCUGCUUUAAAUGAUGCUGCAUAUACUAACUCUGACUUCACCGUUGGAUUUGAAGAUAUCCAAAUUGCUAAACAAAAACUUGCAAAGAGAGUCAACGAGUUGAGAGAAGAAUUGGGGAGAGAGGUUAGUCUGCGUGGAAGCCUGGAAGAUUCGCAUGCCAUGCUCUUACAAAGAACAUGUGAAAUGGAGUCAAUACUUGAAAGCGAGAGAAGAGAGGUUGAGUCUAUGAACGAAAACUGCAUAGAGCUGAGACACGAAGGUGCUAGACUGAUGGAAGAAAAAAAUCAGGAGAGUGCAAGAAGGAAAGCCAUAGAAGAGGCUCUCACCACACUCAAAGCUGAACUAGCCUCAAAGGAUGUCAAAGUAGCAGAGCUGCUUGAGCAGAACAAGGUGUUUGCAUCAGCCUUAGCUGCCUCUAAGAAGACAUGCAGUGAUCUGCACACAGAGGUGGAGAAACAAGCCACGCUGGUCAUAGAUACACAGACUUUAUUAGUCCAAGUACAGUCAGAAAGAGAGACCUUACAAGAGUUUGUGCAGAAAAAUACACCUCAUCCUUCUCAGGAAGAGCAGUCUGUAGUUGCAGGAUUGGAGUCAAGGAUAAAUCUUCUUGAAAAACAGAAGCAGGACUAUGAAUCUAGACUCAGUCAGGAAAGACAAGGCAAGCAAAGUGUGCAGAGCUCCAGUUCGAGGAUAGAGGAGCAACUGAUUUCUGCCAAACUGAAACUGAGCGAGAAAGAAACGAUACAUCAAAAUGAGAUGGCCUCAUUGGAGCAUGCCAUUGGUGUUGUGAAGGAUGAACUGAAUGAAGCACUGAAAGAGAAAGAAGCUGUAUUGAGGUCAAAGGAUUCGCUUAUGGAUGAGGUGAAUCAGGCCGUGGAUAGUAUGACAGAAGAAAGGCGAUCAGUUCAAGAGAAGAUUAUUCAAGCUCAGGCUGAGGUAACAAACUUAACCAGACACAAAGAGGCAGCUGAGCAAGAUAAUUCACAGCUGAGGGAGAGGAUAUCAAUACUUGAACAACAUCAGUCCGCCCAUCAGAAAGUGGAAUCGACCAUCACAGAGUUGCUUGACAGUAAGAACAGGUUGGCCUACGAGAAGGGUCAACUCCAAAAUAGGGUGGAACAACUACAGAGGGACAUGAAAAGCAUGGACAAUGUUCAUGCAGAUGCAAGUAAGCUGAAAAGUAUCAACGCCGACCUAGAAGCAAAGCUGAGAGAGGCAAAACGUGAACUAACUGAAGGAAAGCAGAACCUGCAACACAUGGAGAAUGUUUUGAAACAGGAGCAUGCCAAUGCAAGCAGGAAAGAGGAAGACUUUUCACUCGCCAUCCAAGUCAGAGACAGUGCCUUGAAAGAUGCAGAGAAACUCAGAGAAGAACUUGAAGCUCUCAAACGCAGAGAAAAGCAGAAGACGACCACUCUACAGAAAAACCUCUCCGAUGCCAGGAGCGAUCACAACAAGAUGGCCGCCACGCUUGAGAGCAUCAUGACUUCCCAUGGUCAGCUUCAGGUUGUCGUGGAAACCUUCCAAACAGAGAUGGGCCAGAGGGAUCAUGAGUUAGCGGCUCUCAGACAAGAAAGGCAAAGUCACAAAAGAUCAACAGAAAAAAUGCAGAGGGAGGUGACCAGAUUGCAAGAACAGCUUGCUGCCAUGGAGACAGCUGACUCUAACCAGCUUGCAAGCCUUAAUAUAGAUCUCACUAAGGCUGCUCAGUCCCAAACCAAAAUGGCCACCAGACUACAAGAAGCCUUAGCAACCGUCUCCAAGCAACAGGUUGCUCUGGAAGGUCUACAAGGUGAAUUGGACAAGAGAGCUGCUCAAUAUCACAUACUCUCAGAUACUAGACAACAUGAAAAGGAAGAAUCCCAUCGGAUCAAAGAAGAGUUAGCAGGAAAGGUUGAGUCACUCAAGCAACAACUAAAAUCAACUCGAGACAGCAACCAAAAGAAACUCACUCUUGAGUUGAGUGAACUCAGACAAACUCAUACAGACUCAAAGUCCAGAGCUGAGAAGCUACCUAAAGAGAACAAAGAACUCCUGAGCAAACUAGAUGAUGUGGAACAGAAGCACUCCAAACUCAAGAUACGGCUUGCCAGUCAAAAGACCCAGCUGGACCAGUUUAGGAACACCCAGAGGUCCAACAAGGACCUAGAAACCCAACUGCUCCAGAUCCAGGACCAGCUGAAAGAGAUGGAACAGACGAAGACCGAGUAUGCCGCCAAGAAUCGGGACCAGUCCAGGACCAUCGCUAGCUUCAUGGACCAGAUGUCAGGACUGCAGAGAGAGCUGGGGAGUCUUUCUGAGAUCCAGAAAGAAGAAUCUUAUCAAUCAAGAGAUAAAGUUCGAAAGUUGGAAAAGGAUGCUGAGAAGGCCAGUCGUAUCCAGAAAGAAAAUGCCAAGCUGAAGAAACAACUGAGAGAAACGGAGGAGAAAACGUUAGCCACUGAGGAGAAACUAGCUGAAGCCAGCAAUGAAUCCCUCCAGAUUUCCAACCACCUGCAGGAGGCCCAUGACUGGUUCCAGUCUCGUUACAGCAGUCUCCAAAAAGCUCUGAGCGAAACAAAAAAGAAACAGGCCCUGCUGGAACAGACGGCUGCGGAACAGCAGAGGGAGCUCUCCCACGAGAGACAGAAGUCCGAGUCACAGACUAAGAAAGCUGAAGAGAUGAUCAGGGCCAGUCGUCAAGCUCUAAAUCAGUUAGCUAACCAAGCUGAGGUUGACCAACUUGAGACCAAGACUCAGAUGCACAACCUUGCCAUGCGAGUGCAAGCAGAGCGGGAUCACGCAACUUAUGCAGAUCACAAGAUGCAGAAAUUACUAAACACCAGUGCUGAAUUAGUGGAAGAAUUGACUCUCGAGUUAGACCGGUCCUACAGCAAUACAAGGCCUUAAUGAUGAUUUUCUAACAGCGAUUAGCGAUUUUUAGUUUAGACUCAGUGGCCCAAAUUCACAAAGGAGGUUUAAAUUUAUCCAUGGAUUAAAAUUAACGAAAACUAAGCGUGCCUUGCCUUGCACCGUCUAAUAUUGGACCUCUGACUUUGUCACACUUAUUUUGCGCUAUUUUUAGACCAUGGGUUGAAUUUGAACCUUUUUUGUGAAUUUGGGCCAGUAGGUGUAGAUCUUGUUGUUAUACAAUUUUGCAGCUGUAAAAAGCCUUUAUGAUGGUGCUCUGCGGUGUUUGAUAAAAAGUACACUUUUACAAAUUUCUUAUACACACGAUAGAUGCUGCCAUUUACGACGCCGUGGCGAUACAAAGUCUUCAGUUCUCCAAUCCCAUGGUUACAUUGGAUGAUAAUAAUCAUUUUAAGAAAAAAAUUUCAAGAUAAUGUAAUACAAACAUGAAGAGAAAAGGAAUAUUUGUAUAAUAUUGGAUGGUUUUGAGUGUGAUACAAGAAUACGUUGCUCGAGCUAUGACAAUAUUGGAUGAGUCGAAGAUGAGUCCAAUUCGUCAUAGCGAGAGCAAUAUUUACAUAGCAUUACACGAAAACAAAGCCAUACAAUAUUAUUAUAAAUCUAUAUCAGGCCGACUAGCCAAAUAACAAAAUUUGACUCAAUAAUCAAGCAAUGUUGUAUCGACAGCUGAGGUUCCCGGGUGACAGAGCAAUACAAAAACAAUAUUGAUCUGUCAUUCAGGUACUGCUGUAAAGAUAUUAAAUACACUGAUUUAUUGUACCACUUGGAAGCCUUAUAUAGAUAAUAAUAGUAUAUAUAUGGUGCCAAACUAACAUUCUAUGCACUCUAUAAUUGUUCAUUUGUUGUAUACCACCGAUAAUUCUUCAGAUGCUCGGAUCUUUCAGCACUGUAUCUCUUAUGCAGCUUUUCUCCCUUACACUAUGCAUGUUUUGUAGUAUUUUACUUGCCUGGCAUGAUCUGGGGCCCAUUUCAUAAAACUUGUUAUCUAUAACAACUGCUAAAUUUCUAUGUCAAAUUUUCUCUUAGCUAAUCAGAUGCCAUGAUUUCAGUAGCUUAUAACAGUAGCUUGUAACUUGUUAUUGAUAACAAGUUUCAUAAAACAGGGCCCAGAUGUCUUCUCUUCACCUGCUUUAUGUAAAGAUGGUUUCCUUACCGAGAGGAAUACUAUCAAAACAUUUAUAUUUUUCAGACAAUAAGUGAAUAUCAGUUAUAUAACACCCUAGCAGUGAUUGGUCAAUUAAGGAACAGCUAUGACAUCAUCAUUGCUGAAUGGCUGUCAGCUACAUUUUGGAUUUUUAUAUCAAUAUGUGAAAAAAUGUACAAAUUUGGAGAUGGGAACAUUUCACCAUUGUUCUUAGAUAUAUGACCAUGGAUCAUUUAGGACAAAAUAAAGUACUUCCCUGGGGGAGACCGUGGAACUGAAGAAUUCUGAGGCUUGGCCCAUGGUCUAACAGUCUCUCAUAUGAAAUAUUUUAUAUCACAUGCAAUUACCUGUUUAAAUCACUAUUUAAAAAAAAAUUGCAGAGUACAAUUUAUACUGCUUUCAAUGCCUGUUUUAACCAUUUUUAUUCAUCAACCAUACAUAUAAGGUUCACAAACUUUAAAAUUACUGAAAUAUCUUUGAUUUAUUUUAACAUCAAUGCAGAGGCAUGCAAAUAUGAAUGUUGCUUGAAUGAAAUAUACUUACACAUUAUUAUACCAAAGUAGCUCUUUUUCUGUGCAUGUAUUAGAACAUAAAAUAUGACAGUAAGCAACAAUGUGUCUUGAGAAUAAGAUAAAGCUGUUAUAAAAUUUACAGAUGACAUUUAUUGUGCCAAACAAACUGAAAAUGUACAUAUUGUCCAUACUAUUUAUUUUGUAAAUUUGGGGAUUGUUCAUAUAUAUUUGAUUUCUGAAGCAAUAAAGAGGUUUUAUUCAUGAAAAA
Messenger RNA from Strongylocentrotus purpuratus (purple sea urchin), 5518 nucleotides. RefSeq names its product coiled-coil domain-containing protein 150 (gene ccdc150). The record is from RefSeq and is a predicted model, not a curated record. Lineage: Eukaryota; Metazoa; Echinodermata; Echinoidea; Camarodonta; Strongylocentrotidae. The transcript has 27 exons. Bases 160 to 3573 code for a protein of 1137 amino acids.